CCGUGGGACCUAAUGUAGGGUAUUCACAUCAGACAUCUGGACAUUUGACAAACUCUUCUUGGGACUGUCCAUACUUAUGAUGCUUUGGGCUGGUGUGUAUGUUUCCCUCUGUCUGUUUCUUCCAUGUGUUGUUCAUGGAGAAAAAGUGCUGGUAUUUCCAAUGGAAGGGAGCCACUGGGUGAACAUGAAGAUCCUCAUUGAACAACUACAUUCGAGAGGCCAUGAGAUUACAGUCGUUCGCUCCAAUGACAGUUGGUACAUCAAGGAAAACUCUUUGUUAUACACUUCAAUCACAGUGAACUUUCCCUCUGGGUUUGAUGAAAAUCUCAUAUCAGAUUAUGUGUCUAAGUUGUUGGAAAUCCAACGGCAAGGAAAGUCUGCCUGGAUGCGUUUCAAUUUUGAAAUUGAGAAUACACAGACAGGUCUUGAAAUCCAUAGAAAAUGUAGUCAAAUGGUUCAAGGCCUCAUGGAAGAUGAAAUUAAAAUGAAGUUCAUUCGUGAUUCAAAAUUUGAUCUUAUUCUGACUGACCCUGUCAUUCCAACUGGGGUUAUCAUGGCCCACUAUCUGGGUUUGCCUCUUGUCUAUAAUGUCAGAUGGGCCACGUUGGGUGAAGCUCAUUUAUCAUUUGCUCCUUCGCCUCUGUCCUAUAUACCAUUGACUGGGACUAUGUUCUCAGACAAAAUGAGCUUUUUUGAACGAGUUGUUAAUGUUUUAGUGUAUGCAGUGGGAUACAUGCAAAUAUCAUAUUGUGUUUCACCGUAUCAAGGUCUAAUUGAAAAGUAUGUAGGCCCAGAUGAAGACUAUUUUUCCAUCUUUUUAAAGGCUGACAUUUGGCUCAUGAGAGUGGACUUUGUGUUUGAGUUUCCACGUCCUACAAUGCCUAAUGUGGUGUAUAUGGGAGGGUUCCAGUGCAAACCUGCUAAACCACUCCCUCAGCACCUAGAGGACUUUGUUCAAAGCUCCGGAGAACAUGGAGUUAUAAUAAUGUCACUUGGGACUUUGAUUGGCUCUCUACCACAUGACCUUAGUGAGGAGAUUGCAGCAGCAUUUGCCAAAUUACCACAGAAAGUAAUCUGGCGGUACACAGGGGACAAGCCAUCUACGCUGGGAAACAACACGUUACUUGUUGAAUGGAUGCCUCAGAAUGACCUCCUUGGACACCCAAAGACUAAGGUGUUUGUAGCCCAUGGAGGAACAAAUGGUAUCCAGGAAGCAAUCUAUCACGGAGUCCCAAUUUUAGGGAUACCUCUAGUUUUUGAUCAGCCAGAUAAUCUGUUCAGAAUUGAUGAAAGACAAGCAGGAAAGACAGUAGAUAUCUUCACAAUGAAUAGGGAUACAUUUUAUGAAAGUCUUCAAGAAGUUUUAUAUGAGCCAACUUACAGAAAUAAUAUGCAAAGGCUGUCCAGGCUACACAGAGACACGCCAGUGAACCCCCUGGACAACGCCAUCUUCUGGAUAGAGUUUGUCAUGAGACACAAAGGAGCAGCUCACCUCAGAACAGAAUCAUACAAAAUGCCCUGGUAUUCCUACCACUCUGUAGAUGUAAUCCUCUUCUUAGGUGUAGUUUGUUUUUUAACUUUCAUUUGCAUUCUUGCUCUAUUUCGAAGUUUAUACAACAAAUGUUUUACUCGAAUGAAAACAAAAAUGAACUAACAUUACAAAUGUAAGAGCAUUAUGUUUGUUAUUAUUAGGGAUGUAACAAUAACUGACAUAUUGAUAUUAUAUUAAAAGACUCACAUCACGUCAGUAUCAUGGAGUGUCGCAAUAUCACAAGUUCCUUUGUUUAAAUGCUUUGUUUCGUUUCAGCAGCUAUAAAAACAGAGGAAGUAGCAUUUCUUCAAUUCUGCUAAGGUCUCCACAAAAUCACAAUAAAUAUCUAACUGAAUGAAAUGCAUAUUGCGACAAUGUUGU
Messenger RNA from Periophthalmus magnuspinnatus, 1912 nucleotides. Its product is annotated as UDP-glucuronosyltransferase 2A1-like. Gene Ontology annotation, molecular function: UDP-glycosyltransferase activity. The transcript is spliced from 2 exons. The coding region runs from base 77 to 1654 and encodes 525 amino acids. NCBI's taxonomy places the organism in Eukaryota, Metazoa, Chordata, Actinopteri, Gobiiformes, Gobiidae. The record is from RefSeq and is a predicted model, not a curated record.